This is a messenger RNA of Amaranthus tricolor (Joseph's coat), 2426 nucleotides long. Its product is annotated as trihelix transcription factor PTL. Lineage: Eukaryota; Viridiplantae; Streptophyta; Magnoliopsida; Caryophyllales; Amaranthaceae. The transcript is spliced from 2 exons. The record is from RefSeq and is a predicted model, not a curated record. Bases 109 to 1902 code for a protein of 597 amino acids.
AUUCACUUCCCUUCCCUUAGCUUCCUUCAUCUCUCUAAUAACCUUGUUGCAAAGGACACGAUCCGCUACUCUCGCUCUUUUUCCCUUCAAUCUCUCUCUUGAAAUUCCAUGGAAAUGGAAGACCAAUACGGCAGUAUAUCAGAUCUACGCCAAUUCAUAAGCAGAGCAUCAGUCACCCAUCAAUUCCCUUCUUACCCACAACAACCAUCCCAACUUCCUUCCUCCUCCGACAUAUUCUCCCCCCACCAGCAUCACCACCAGCGUGGGCUUUCAUCACCCACAGCCCAACCACAUGCGCAGCCGUAUGAGAUGGUAGUGUUGGGGAGGCCCAUGUCUUCUGCUGGACAUGGUGCAUCUAUAGACAAUAUUCUGCAUCAUAAUUCAGCAGGGUUUCAUAAUAAAGAUCAUCUAAAUCAUAAUUUCAAUUCAGAAUCAACAACAACAACAGCUAAUAUAGAUUCUGGUGGGUUUGAUGCUGCUGAUGCUGGGGCUGCAAGAUGGCCUAGACAAGAAACUCUUACUCUUCUUGAAAUCAGAUCUAAACUUGACCAUAAGUUUAAAGAAGCUAAUCAAAAAGGCCCUCUUUGGGAUGAACUUGCUAGGAUCAUGUCGGAAGAACAUGGAUAUCAAAGAACGGGGAAAAAAUGCAGGGAGAAAUUCGAGAAUUUAUACAAAUACUACAAGAAAACCAAAGAAGGGAAAGCAGGAAGACAAGAUGGAAAACACUACAGAUUUUUCAGACAACUUGAAGCACUCUAUGGAGAACGUCAUCACAAUCAUACUCAUUCACAUAAUCAAAAUCAUCCCAUAGCUUCAGACACCCACCAAAAUGUGCCUUCUUUUCACAACAAUCAUCUCUCAGUCCCAACUAACUUGGGAACAUCUAAUAACCACUGUCCUAAUUCAAGUUUAAGUCUCUCAAACUCAUCUGACGACGACCAUGAUACAUCAUCAUCUGAAAAUGAUGCUGUGGGGUCCAUUGAGACCCAUGAAAGCAAGAAGAAGAAGAGAGGUAAGCGUAGUUGGAAGGCCAAAAUUAAGGAGUUUAUUGACCAUCAAAUGAGAAAGAUCAUGGAAAAGCAAGAAGCUUGGCUUGACAAAAUGAUGAAAACUUUGGAAAAUAGGGAAAAGGAAAGGAUUCUAAGGGAAGAAGAAUGGAGGAAACAAGAAACUGAAAGGAUGGAAAGAGAGCAUAAGUUUUGGGCUUCUGAACGGGCUUGGAUUGAAGCCCGAGAUUCAGCCCUUAUGAAUGCUUUAGAAAAGAUAACUAGUAGUAAGGAGAAAGAUCAUCACCACCGUCAUCAUCAUAAUCAUCAUGAUCAUAAUCAAUGGUUAGAAACUGAGGUCACACGACUUAUCCAACUCCGGACUAGUAUGGAAUCAAGGUUUCAACAAUGUGGGUUUUCUGAAGAAGUUUUAUGGGAUGAUAUUGCUGCAAAAAUGGCUUAUUUGGGAUAUUCUAGAAGUGCAAGUGCAUGCAAGGAAAAAUGGGAUAAUAUUAACAAGUUUUUUCAAGGAAAAGACAAUAUUAACCUUAUCAUUAGGGAUAAUGAUCAUAUUGAGGGGAAUAAGAAGAGAAAGGAGAAUUAUGGAGAGGUUAGUAAUAAUACUAAUAAUAAUCAUAAUCAUAAUCAUAAUCAUCAUAAUAAUAGUAAUUACAAUGAGGGUUAUGGUGGAAUUAAUGGAGGAUUAUACAUGAAUAAUCAUCAAUUAAUGGGAAGUUAUAGUACUAAUUGUGAGAUUAAUGAACCAAGGCUUCAACUUAAUGAAGGAUCAUCUUCACCAUCAUCUCAUAAUUCAAAUGCAAAUGUUAAUGUUAAUGUUAAUGUUAAUGUUAAUGCUGCUGGUGCAAGUAAUAGUGUGAUGAAUGACAGUUGCUUAAGGUUUUAUCUUGGAGAGUAAUUAUGGGAUGAAAAUCUACAAGGGUUAUUAAUUAGAAAUCAUUAAGCUUAAUCUUUUCUGUUAAUUGAGUGAGUAGCUAGCUUAAUUAGCUUUGCUAGGCAGAGUUUGGUGGUGAUGACUACUGUUUCUAUUUUUAGUAACUUUUUUUUUUCUUUUUUAUUUUGAAGUUUCUAAUUUUAUUUGUAGGGUGGUAGCUAGAAGCUAAUUAAGCAUAUGGGGUAUGAACCAUGAAGCUAUCUAGUUUCAAUGGCAGUUACUAUUGGAAGAACAUGAACAUGAUGAUGAUCAUCAGUAUGGGUAUGCAAGUAAUUAGCCUAACUUUUCAUAUUUAAAUUAUAUUAAUUAAUUAAUAGUGUAAUUAGUAUUUGAAUGAUCUACCUUGUUGGUUGUUUAUAAUGUGCUUAAUGAUUACUGAAAGGUCAUCAUUUUUAGCAAGAAAAUUAUUGGGCAUAUUAGACUUUCUGCCCUGUGCAUACUUAAUUUUUUCCCCUUAUAUAUGGCUUUGAUUUAGGCUUAGCCUCAAU